AUGCAUCGAGUUCAAGCUCUAGCGACUUCUGCUUUGAGCAAAGACUCAGCGCUGCCAAGAAUGUGUCGAUUCCAGUGCGGCGGUUGGGCUGGACUAGACAGAAUGGAUGGGAGCUUGCCGUUGUUGGGUGGCUCACGGUGGUUUCGCCACAGCUCUGAUGAAGGGAGGUGUGGUGGCGCGAUUCACGUUGAGGGGGAGAAAAAUAGUGGUGUGAUGGCUUGCAGAGGGGCUAGGGCUGUCGCGCACGGCUCAGAUGCAUCGAUUCUAGUGCGGUGGUUAGGCUGGACUAGAGAGAGUGGAUGGGAGCUCGUCGUUGUGUGGGUGACUCAUGCUAUGGCUGUGGGAUUGUCGAGGGAGGCCACGGUGGCUCGCGGAGGACUAGGGCUACCACGCGCGACUCAUGCCAGUCAUGGUUGGUUACGCGGUGGCGAAUUUGGGGCUGAAAUCAACAGGAAUCGGUGA
Sphenostylis stenocarpa is the source of this 462-nucleotide messenger RNA. NCBI's taxonomy places the organism in Eukaryota, Viridiplantae, Streptophyta, Magnoliopsida, Fabales, Fabaceae. The record is from the annotation of a GenBank genome assembly.